CUUAUCUUACUCAUUGCUAAUGACGGACAUAAACGGGUUUUAUACCAACGGUAAAAUAAAACAGUUGGCAUUUCAUUUGAAAGGCAAAAACGGUUUGAUCGCUUCUGAUGUUGUCAUGACUAUGUAUGGAACCCUAUGCCUCGGAACUAUGUAUGGAGACCUAUGCCUCGAGAAUAUGUAUGGAAGCCUAUGUCUCGGGACUAUGUAUGGAGACCUAUGUCUCGGAGCUAUGUAUGGAGACCUAUGUAUCGGAGCUAUGUAUGGAGACCUAUGUCUCGGAGCUAUGUAUGGAGACGUAUGUCUCGGAGCUAUGUAUGGGGCCCUAUGUCUCGGAACUAUGUAUGGAGACCUAUGUCCUCGGGACUAUGUAUGGAGACCUAUGUUCUCGGGACUCGUUGUAAUGACUCCGAGUCUGCGUGACUCGAUACCGUAGGUAUGGAGCCUUGUAGUGUUUGUACGAAGGUAUGUGACUUAUAUAUCAACUAUUUGCGACCCGGGCUGCUGAGGGGUAGGAAUCCAACUUCAAGGCUCUCAUGACGUUUGAAGAGGAUAGCCAGUCUCUAUAUGCCCAAAGUCCCUAAUUUAUGUCAAUAAUAUAAUUUAAAUACCUAUUUUCGCGAUGUUAACUCGACCAAAUCGGGAGCAGAACUGACUAUUCAUAGAAGAAACGCGCGCUUUUAUACUUUCUGCUCAUGCGGCGUUACUCGGACAUUUCCAAAGUGAUACAGUUGAGAGCUACGUAAUAGUGGUUUGACUUAAUUAUAUAGCAUAAUAAUGAGGUUCUGGUCUUUUUCAACGUAAUAAAAAUUUAUAAAACAAAUGGAUAUAAAAACAACACACAACGAUACAAUUCUAGGCAUAUUUUCAACAAUGAAUAAAACCUCGGCAAUGCUUACUGGAAAUCAAUGGACGCUUUUAAUAUAUUAACUAAAAGGAACAAUAUACCCAAAGGAAAAUGAACGUAAGUAAAGAACGGUGGUAGGCUAAAACAUCACCACACCUUGAACACAGCUGGCGAUGCGUUUGAGUCUCCAAAACAACUGAUCAAAUUGGACAGCACAUUCAUAACAAGAACCUAUCAGUCUGGCACCUGUGGCAGAGUUAUGUUGUCUCCAAAAUGUCUUAUUCUGUGGAAAUCAGUUUUGACAUUUAAUUAUAUACAUGGUCAAUUAAAUGUGGUUUAUGAAA
Molecule: messenger RNA, 1188 nt
Organism: Dreissena polymorpha
Lineage: Eukaryota; Metazoa; Mollusca; Bivalvia; Myida; Dreissenidae
Exons: 2
Coding region: 20-433 (137 amino acids)
Source: RefSeq, a predicted model, not a curated record